Molecule: messenger RNA, 1662 nt
Organism: Symbiodinium necroappetens
Lineage: Eukaryota; Dinophyceae; Suessiales; Symbiodiniaceae
Source: the annotation of a GenBank genome assembly
AUGUCGUCCCGGCUCGACGAUGCCUGGCUCGGGAUUCACUUUCAGCAGCUGCAGGCCCGAUUCAUACAGCUGAUGCAGAGGGUGCAGCAGGGAGGCCUGGACCAGAUGAUGCAUGUGACCAAGCCCCACAUGUUCAACGGAUCGUGGAUGAGAGAUGUAACCACUCACCAACAACUUCUAGGCCAGGCCUUGAAAUACGUCCCCGGUCCUGACGUUUGUCUUCGUAUUUUCAACUUGUUGCACCCUCCGAAGACGUUCCCCAGCGUGCAGGGGGAUGAAGGUGCGAUCAUGUCGUACUAUGGAGAUGGCCAAGAACCCAAGCAAGCUUGGGCAGGUGCGGAAGAUCCGUACCUGCUGGGGCCGGAGGACGAAGGCAUCACGCAUGCACGCCGCGAAGAGCUCUUGAGGGCGAUACGUGAACAGAGACAGCAACUGGACCUGAAGGAUGAGCAGCUGGAGGAGCAGAAGCGCCGGCUCGAGCGCUUCCAGGUCGAGCUGGCGCGCUGCCUGGAUCCCGAUGAGGCGAAGCUGCUGCGAGCUCGCCUCGCGAAGGCCAAUGCCCAGAUCACAGAGCAGGCCGCAGAGCUUGAUGACAGCAAUGCGAAGGCUCGUGGCAUGGAGGGUCAAAUCUCUGUUCUGACGAAUCGGUUAAAGGAAGAGACAGACAGCAAUUCCAAGCUGGUGGCAGAGCUCUGCGCGCUUCGACGACAGCUCGAGGCAGAGUAUGCGGUGCGAGGCGAGCAGAAGUCCUGGCAGGAGUGCUUUGAGCAGGAGCAGAAAAAGUCGGAGAUACUGCAACAGAAACUGGAGGCGCAGGUCAAGGAGGCUGCUGCCAAGCAGCUGGGUGCUGAGACGUCGAAGAAGCAGCUGCAGGAGCAGGUCCUGCAGCUUCAGGAGCUGUCAAAGGCAGGAGAGCAAGCUCUCGCAUGGAAGGCAAAGGCAGAGAAGUUGGCAGGCGAGCUGCAAGCCUCGCGUAUGGCACAAAGUCUGCUUCAGGGAGAGUUGCAGGCAGCGCAGCAGCAUCGAGAUGCUUUCCAAGAAGCGAUAGAUGAGGCUGCGCGCACAGCCGCGAACCUGGGCAUCAUGGAGCAGCGAGCCAGAACUGCCGAGCAAGAGGUGGCCUAUCUCACUACGAAAGUGCAGGCCGCCGAGAAGAAGGCUUCAGAAGUCCCAAUGCUGGAGGCACGGCUGGCCGAGCAGGUAAAGAAGAUGGAAAGCCAGGACAAGAACUGGCAAAAGGUUUUCUCCAGCUAUCCUCUAGUUGGCCAGCUCCUGUUCCCAAACCCAAAGUCUUCUCCACUGUCCAAGCCGGAGGCGACCAUUGCAGCAGGUGCCGUGCCAUCGGCUGAGGUGAGAGAGAAUGAUGCUUCGAAGUCGGCGACUGGGCCGAAGGAGCUCACUCUGGCUUUCAGCCAGGAGGGAGCUGAAAGCUUGAAGGGAAUCAGCCAGGACCAGGCCGCACACCACGCUUCCGCAACCAGGCCCUUGCUCCAAGAGGACGAUUCCGGAACUUCUGCGGAGAAGCUGAAAGGGCCCCCGGUGGAGACCCUCAAGGCAGUGCUCGGAGCAGCACUGGAGAAGGCUGGGGGCGAAGUCGACCGCGUUCGCCAGGAUUUGGCGGCCAGUCUGUCGGCAACUGCCGCGAGCUCUGGGUCGAAGGAG